Messenger RNA from Chiloscyllium plagiosum (whitespotted bambooshark), 3588 nucleotides. The record is from RefSeq and is a predicted model, not a curated record. Lineage: Eukaryota; Metazoa; Chordata; Chondrichthyes; Orectolobiformes; Hemiscylliidae.
CACUUUUCAUCGGCUAUGGAGACAAUGCUGGUCUUUCGGUCUUUCUUGUUCCAGUUUCAUUUUAGAGUGCUCCAGGGAUCAAUAAAGAGAAAGUUGGAAAGCAACGGCUCACCUGCCAGUCAUGACAAAAUCAAUGAUCUCUCAGAUGGCACAUUCUCAGGCGAGGUUAAAAGGAUCUGCCUGGACGAUGUCAGUCUUCCGAUGGGUCAGGGCGAUGCCUCCAGUGUCCUUCGCCCUGAUGUGCAAAGCUCCUCGCUGCCAAUUGGGCACCGUAGCCAGGCCCUGCAGACCUCUGCCUCCAUGGGCCCCUCUUUGGGUUGUGUUGCCCCAGGCACCAAUGCAGGCCUCAUGGGCAGCAACCAGGCAAACGGGGGUGACAUUGGCUCGCAAUUUGCCGUGACAUCCAACCCGGAGAUGAAACCCAGUGUAGGGGACGGCCACAACAUGUUCUCGUUUGACUCCAAGGCGGUCAACAACAUGCAAACGAUGGACCAGGACUUGGAGGACCUUUUGGAGGAGCUGACCAACAUGCCCAACCCGUCGCUCAACGAACUCGACCUUCUGACCAACAGGAGCGACCCCCUGAACCUGGGCCUCGUGCAGACCAGCCAGGGCAACACUCGGAAGCCAUCUCCUCAGGCGGCCUCCCAUUUGGAGAACCCCAUACCCAGCCGGGAGUUUUCUCCCAAUUACAGCCAGGCACCUGCGGGCUCUCCGCAGCGACGGCCCCCGUCGACGGGUACCUCCUCGUACCCGUUACCGGCGCCGCCCAACCCCAUGCCGCUGCCCAUGUCCUCGGCGUCACAGAACCAGGCGGCGAACCAGCCGCAGCCGCCAUUGUUGUCAGGCGCCGGCGCCAACCGCGUGGGGACCAACUGGCACGAACUGUCGCACGCGCAGCAACUGAAGAAGAUCGCCGCGAGCCAGCACCAGCGCUCCGUCACCCAGCAACCGCACCCGCAGCAGGGCCAGGCGGCAAACUGGCCUCCCGUCCCUUCAUCUGGGCCUUCCCCGCCCUACCGGCCGGACAAGCUGCCGAGCCCCUCCCUGCACCAGCAGCCGUUCAGCCCGCCCAGCGCGAUGCUGCCCAGCAUCCCCGCCUCGAGCGGCACCAUGCAGAGUUACCUCUACAACAAGGCGCCGUCCAGCCAGCCCAACCGCAUCCCCAUGAUGGUGCAGCAGCCAGCAGGCCUGAGCCAGGGCCCGGUGACUGAGAACGCCCUGCCUUCGGAGCAGCUCUCGUUCAGCAACACCAAGCCGCUGUCGCAUUUUGACCCCGACCUACCUGCUCAGAAGAUGUCGCAGGUGGCCGGCACUCAGAGCCAGCCCUCGGUGGUGCAUUACAUGCAGCAGCCCACCGCAGCCGUGCAGCAGCAGCAGCCGCCGCCUCCGCAGCCUGCACCUGCUCAGCAGCCGACAGCCCUGCAGCUGCAGUUUCGAAACAAGCUUCGAAUGCACCAAAUGAGACUGCACGGCAGCCUUCAGCAGUCAUCGGAUCCUAAUCCUGGUAACAAUUACAUAAAAGCCACACCACAUGCCUUCCUGAAGCAGCAACUUCUGAAAAAACAGCAGCAUAAUUUCCUCCAACAGCAGCUCAUGGCAGACCAGGAGAAGCAAAGACAACACGAUCAAAUAAAUGGCCACAUGAUCAGAGUGUCCCCUGAAUAUAAAGAGCAGAGAAGUGCAUUUGGAGUUCAGCAAUUAAAUCAGUUCCAAGCUGUGGCACAAUCUUUGCCUACAAAUUCUGGGCAGCCUUUGCCAACGCCACCGUCUGCCACUCAUUGUGGUAUGAGGCUGAACACUGGGCUUUUGCAAGUGACAUCUCAGAAUAGCCUUGGACCUGGGGUUCCUGCAGUGACGGCCAGUCAGAGUGACCGGACUAUGGGAAUGUACCCAAGUAAUCCCAGCAACCAACAAAAUAUCUACAUACCAUCAUCUGGCAUCAAUAUGCCUCUCCGGCCAAGUCAAAGUGCUUUGGGAAUGAGAUCAACCAGCCAGGCAGUGCCUAGCCAGGCUAUAAUUCGCCAAAGGACAGCAAUCUCGGGGUUUACUGGGUCUGUACCAAACACUGCUGUACCUCCCCAACACAUCAGACAAUCCAUAAACCAGGCAGGAACCAAUAUUCCAGUCCAAGGAAUCUCUAAUGCGUUGGCCACUUCAGGCAUGGCUUCUCAAUUGUGGCCACAGCAAAGGAUUCCAGCAAUGCAAAAUCAGACCAAAAUGGAUGGCAGCAUGCAACAAUUCUCAAAUAGCCCGUUGUUCUCCAAACAGACCAUGAGGUCAAACUUGCAACCAUUUUCUCAUCAAACCAUUGCACCACCAAACCAGAUAGCACCGGGAGGACAGAUGAGGCCACUACAACAACUGAACCCAGCUCAAACUGGACAAAGCUUGGUCUCCAUGAGUGGUCCAUCACCAAGGCAUAAUCAACCCAGGCUAUCCUCAGCAGCUAUGGCUGGCAUGAAGUCUGUCCCACAAGGAAUUACCAAUUUGAGUCAGACCCAUCCUGUGCCAGGUCUUGCUCCAACCAGCUACCCUUCCACCGGCCAGUCAUCUGGAUCCUUCAACCGUAUGAACCCCACCACUGAGGUAUCUUCCUUUGACUUUCUUCAACACAAUAACAGCAAUACCUUGGGUGGAGCUCGGAAUGAGUCUGACUUCAUUGAGUCAAUUAUGAAGAGCAGUAGCAGUAAUGAUGACUGGAUAAAUGACUUAACUCUCGACGACUUUCUGGGGCAGCAUUAAAGUCUGGCUGAUGGGUAUAAUUAUCUGACCUCCAGGCUGUUGUACAUAGAGAGCGCCCAUCUACACAUUGUGGCAUUGGACUAAAGACUAUUGAGCAUGUGUGUAGGUGUGGACACUGUAACUUUCCAGAUACUAGCAGGUAUAAGUCACUGGAUGUACCUAGUGUACUGCCUGCAACACUGAGUUUUAAAGUGGCAAUACAUAAAUUAAUGUAUUUGUUCAAAAUAUUCUGUAAAUUAUGUUUUCCUAAUAAAUAUUGUACGUCAGGAAGGAGUAAUUAUACUUUGUUGGAUCAUUUGUCAAUAAAAUGCAGUAUAGGCAAAAUCAUUGUUUUUAUAUUAGCAAAAUUUGUUUAUUUUUAUUUGGUAUAAAAUAUGCAGACUACAUUGUUCAAUCAGUAAUACUAUGUAUUACAAUUUUAAAAUACAGGUUGUGUUUUUGGCAUGACAUAGGCAGUGCAGUCUUGUGUUGUACAGGUGAUUUAUUCCUGAUUUCAUAGAUCUUCAUUCACCAUCAAUCCCAUUUUGAUUUAAAUAUGUUACCACAGUGAACAUUCAACUGAUGGAAUGGCUGUCAAUAUGAAAUUGCUUUCUUUGUAAUCCGUCAGCUCGUGUUGACACUUUGUACAUUUUAGAUGUGCAUUCUACCAAGAUAUUAUGAACUUCAUAAUGUGUUUGUUGCUGAAACCUUUUGUGACCUUAUGUUUUAUUAGUUACAUGUAUUUUUUUCUCACUGCCAUGAAUGUGUUUCUUUUAUUUUUAAUUUAAUACCAUCUUGGAGCACAAAUAGUAUGACAAGUUUUUGCUUCAUAUCAUAAUAAACUUGCCUUGUGCCAAGACUGCA